CAAAGAAAGGAGGGUAAGGGGGGCGAGAGGGAGAGAGGGCUCCCAAUCCUGCAGCUACCAUGUGGCCCCCAGCCGAUCCCGAGCCCGACAGGGCCUCGGAUGGCCCCCAGACCCAGAACCUGCGAGCUCUGCUCCCCACGCGGGAGUUCUUGUGCUCUCGCAAGGGCCGGCUCCUCCUAGGAGAAUCGGUGCUCUCUUUCAUCAUCUUCAUCUGCUACAUGGCGUCCUCAGCAGCACCCUUCCUGACGGUGCCCCUCUUGAUGUUCCUGCUGGCCCUCGCUUUCCUCUUUGGCUACUUCCUGAAGAUCAACGAGAAGUUCUCAGGAAUGUGCUGGCCUCUCUCGGACUUCCUUCGAUGUGUCAUAGGCGCCAUCAUCUACUUUGCCAUCUCCAUCGCUGCGGUCUCCAAGUAUUCGGAUGGGGCUGCCAAAGCAGCUGGAAUCUUUGGCUUCAUUGCCACCAUCGUGUACGCCAUUGACUUCUACGGCAUCUUUAAUGACCUGUCCAAAUUUCUCAAACAAGGAAAUUCUGCCAAUGACGCAGAAGCUGAAAAAUCAGAAGAGGAAGACUCCAAUUCCGAUUCUGACUGACAACCAGCCGGGCUGGACAACACUACCGCUCAAGCCCCCAAGGGAAGCUCAGUGGAUGCCUCCAAGAGCACUGCGAGCUGGGAAUGAGGUUCUUCCUUCUUACAUUGGCCGCUGCCUCUCAUGCCUCUCCAUCCCUGUUUCCCGAGGGGCUGUGGCGAACAUGACUCUCUCCCCUCUCCCCUCUCCCCUCCAAACAGACUGUAUUAAGUUGUUUCAGUCUGUAGUCUACACACCUCUCCCAUGUCUGUGUCUUUUCAGCAUCAGGUUUCCUUGCCAACCUUGGUUUAGCAGACCUAACUACAAUCCUGGAUUUUAAGUGGAUCAUAAUGGAGAACUCGCUUAACACAAAUGUCUCUCCCAAUCCUUUGAGCCAUUUAGAUUUCUGUGUCAGAGAUGAAUGCAAUACAACGGAAGCCUCACGUCUAUACCUGCAUUCAAGUCCAACAAUGCCGUAUAAAGUCUUGCUACCUCGGUUUUUACCAAGCUUUUUAUAUUCCAUGUGAUAAUAUCUAUUGUGGCUUGACUGUCCCCAGGAAUCUUCAGGGCAACACACUCAACGGGUUUACCAAAAGAUUAAUAAUACAUUUGCCAAGCAAGGGGAAUCCCAUUUUCUGUCAUUAAAAAAACUCUACUUCCUACUGUCCCCUUAUGAGACAGAGGAGGAAAACUGGGACCUGGGGGACUUUCCCAAGAUCACAUAGGGAGUCACAUUUCUUUAAAAGAUUAUUGUUGUGCCUUAGGUGUUCACUUAUCUUUAAAGCAGACUUCCUUCCUCAAUGACAGUGGACAAAACAAUUAACUUUUCAAUGCCUCCAAGCAACUCUAAGACUGUAUGUUACUGAUGUGUUGUUGAUACACAUCAGUGGACAAUUUCCACAGAGCAAGAGGCCUAUACUAAUUAAGUCAUAGGCUUGUUCUUCACCCUGACAUAUCAAUCAAUAACCAUUUAUGAAGCACCUAUGAUGUACAACCAACUGUGCAAUGUAUAGAGACCUCUCUCUCUCUCUCUCUGUUUCUCUCUUAGCACACGCACACGCAUGCACACACACACCCCAGGCCUUGAGGCAAUACCCACUUGAGUCACUUGACAUUUUGAAUAAUAGUGGUCUUUCUAAAAAUCUACUAUUAGUUCUUUUCUCUAAAUUCUUGAUACACAGGGUCAAUUCUGACAUCUUUCAUUUCAGAGAGUGGAUACUCAUCACUCCAUUGGGACCUGUACAAGCACACCUAAUUCCAGAUGUGAGGGUAGCUGGGAUGUAGUUCUAAUGGCCUAAGGAAGUGAGCUGUCAUCCUUCCAUAGAAAAGGACACCAUCCCAGCACUCUUCAGAAUAGAUAAUACAUUAUCAAAGACUAAUCAGAGCAGGAAGGAACCUCAGAGGCAAGGUGAUAAACACUUUGCAUUUCUUUUGGGCUCUAAGGCCUUCUUCAUAACCACCCUGUGGGUAAGGUGGUACAAGUAAAUAUUAUCCCCAUUUCACAGAUAAAGAAACUAAAACUCAGGGGAAAGAAAAUCGGCAGCAGAUUCACAAGAUGACUGUUGGUAGCCAAACCCUUGUUCCAAAUGGGUACCUGCUAGCAGGCUAGGGGCACUCACAGAGCAUAGAAGACCAAAGAACUGUGGAAACUACAAUGUAGCCAAUGACUUUCUCCAGGGAUGAGAAGGACCGUCUUUAAUCAUUUCAGGAAACUGUGAUAUUGUAUGUAUCUCUCUCUCUCAAGUAAGAUGUUAUAAACAUUUUUAUAUAAAAUUUAAGCCUGAAAGCUUUGCAAUAUACAUAAGCAAUCCCCUAAGUAAAUGGCCUUUGCUAUGACUUGAGAACGCAUAUGAAUGUUUAAGUGCCUUCAAUUGGUAAGGUUUUUCACUUGUUAAUAUACUGCAUGUCAAUCUACCAUUCCUGAAAAGUCAAGGUGGAUUAAA
Molecule: messenger RNA, 2509 nt
Organism: Dromiciops gliroides (monito del monte)
Lineage: Eukaryota; Metazoa; Chordata; Mammalia; Microbiotheria; Microbiotheriidae
Gene: CMTM3
Product: CKLF like MARVEL transmembrane domain containing 3
Exons: 5
Coding region: 60-590 (176 amino acids)
Cellular component (GO): membrane
Source: RefSeq, a predicted model, not a curated record